CAACACCAUGUGAUCUCUCAUCUCAUGGACCAUAUCAUUUCUCUAGGAAACAGAUUUCAAGAAAAACUAAAAUGUAUAAAUAUAUUGUCUUCCUUCAUAACCAACUAAACUCAUUUGCAAACUCACCGCAAAACUUAGCUACUUUCUUCUGGUAUUCGUGAAUUUUAGCUUGCUCUUUGAGACAUUUGAAAUGGGUUUCCGUUCCCCUGCAAUUAGAAGGGCUUCAUUUACUGGUAGUAGCCAAUCAUCUUCAAAAGCUAUAAACAUUGCAAAGGGCUAUGUUGCAGUGUAUGUAGGAGAGAGAAUGAAACGGUUUGUGAUCCCCAUGACAUACUUGAACCAACCUUCAUUUCAAGAUUUGCUGAGUCAAGCAGAGGAAGAAUUUGGAUACAAUCAUCCAAUGGGUGGUCUUACAAUUCCUUGCACAGAAGAUGUCUUUUUGCAUGUUACCUCUCGCUUGAAUGGACUCUGAAGCUCAAAGUAUAGAGUACCGACACAUUAGUAGUGAGAUUGUGUAUAGCAGGAU
Molecule: messenger RNA, 526 nt
Organism: Vigna unguiculata (cowpea)
Lineage: Eukaryota; Viridiplantae; Streptophyta; Magnoliopsida; Fabales; Fabaceae
Product: auxin-induced protein 6B-like
Source: RefSeq, a predicted model, not a curated record